CACUAUAGUAUACUCUCUCUCUCUCUCUCUCUCUCUCUCUCUCUCUCUCUCUCUCUAAAUGUGUAUACAUUUAUGAAAAGGCAGAAUCCCUUAUCUCCUUCUCCUUCUCCUUCUCCUUCUUCUCUUCUCUCUCACACAAUUUGAUCCUUUUCGUUUAUCCAGACUUCUUGUCGGUUGUUACCUAUCCGUUACUCUCCACUUCCCUCUCAUCUCUUCCAUUAUUGCUCCUCAAAUCAAUAUGUUUCUCCAAUUCUGAUUCAUUAUUGGAAAUUUACGGGGAUUCAGCACUAUUCCUGUUUUCUAAGAAGAAUCGGUGGUUUUUUCAGGUGUGAUCAUAGGGAAUUUCGCUAUUUCAUCGAAUAAUUGAUUUCUGGGUCAACAAUUUUAUGAGAGUGCGAGAAAAAAUUACGAUGGCUUCUCUACAAGGCCCGGUUGUUAGCCCUGUAGUCUGUGCAAGGCAAACAGGACCUUCUGUGGCUGUUAAUUCACCCUUACUGAAAGCUAAACUAAUUAAAAGUGGAUUCUUGGGGCUUAGAGGGCUUGGCUACAGCAGGGGUAAUGCGGGUUACUGGAAGCAUUCCAGGAAGUGCAGAACAACACAGUGUAGCUUCAGUUCAUCAUCAAAUGGGAAUGGUAGCAUGGCAGGGAAUUCCAGUGAGAACGACGCUGAUUAUGUGAAUUCAAGUGUGGUUGAAGCUGUUGAGGUGCGAAGUGGCCGAGAUGGCUUCAUGAUCAAGAUGAGAGAUGGUAGGCAGCUGAAAUGUGUCCAUAACAAUCCUCUGGGAGGUCAUCUGCCAGAUUAUGCUCCACAUCCUGCAAUUGUAUUGAAGAUGGAGGAUGGGACAGGGCUUCUUCUUCCAAUAAUUGUUUUGGAGAUGCCAAGCGUGCUUCUUAUGGCAGCUGUGCGCAAUGUCCAAAUAGCUAGGCCUACCAUGUACCAAGUGGUGAAUGAUAUGAUCGAGAAGAUGGGCUACACAGUGAAACUUGUUCGUGUCACCAAAAGGGUGCAUGAGGCAUAUUUUGCUGAGCUACACCUUGUCAAGUUGGGUGGUGAAGCAGAAUCUAUUAGCUUUGACCUGCGCCCAUCUGAUGCCAUUAACAUCGCAGUAAGAUGCAAGGUGCCUAUACAAGUAAACAAGUUUCUGGCGUACAGUGAUGGCAUGAGGGUUAUUGAGUCUGCAAAGUUGAUGGUGCAGAGUCCCUCUUCGGAUGGCCCUCUGUUUACUGAACUGGACAGACCUACUGGCCAAGCAUGCAUGGAAACAAAGGAGUUCGACUUGGUAAGGAACAUGCUGAUUGCUGCAGUGGAGGAACGUUAUAGAGAUGCAGCUUUAUGGAGGGACAAGCUCACACAGCUUCGUUCCAAGAGGAAUUGGACAUAACAUCUGAGUUGUGCUGCAUUGUGGUCGACUUUGGUAAUUCUUGGUUCUUCAGGUUUGAGGCGCUGCAUGGAGAUGGAUGCAUUUGUACAUAAGAAUCGGUAUCAGUCAUUUUAGUAAAUAAUCUGUAAAAUGGCGGCCAUGCCAUGCUAAAGCUUGUAUAUAUAUAUGUGAUAUGUAUAGAUGAACUAUAUGUAUUUAAAUGCUGAAUCUUUCAACAGAUCUUGUAUUUGAUGAAUGGUGAUAUGACUAAGGUACAAGAUUGGAAUUGUAUCACGACUUUUUUAGUUGCAAAUUAUAGUACUAUCAGUUAUCAUUUUUAA
Salvia splendens (bonfire salvia) is the source of this 1702-nucleotide messenger RNA. Its product is annotated as bifunctional nuclease 1. The record is from RefSeq and is a predicted model, not a curated record. Gene Ontology annotation, molecular function: nuclease activity. Gene Ontology annotation, cellular component: VCB complex; nucleus. Gene Ontology annotation, biological process: protein ubiquitination. NCBI's taxonomy places the organism in Eukaryota, Viridiplantae, Streptophyta, Magnoliopsida, Lamiales, Lamiaceae. Bases 387 to 1382 code for a protein of 331 amino acids. The transcript is spliced from 11 exons.